AUGUGCGGUCGCACGGGGUUAUCACUCAACAAGGAGCAGAUCCAAUGUGCUUGUAGUUAUAAAGCAAAAGACAACAGAGGUCUUUACAUUAAGCCUGAUUGGCUUCCUGAGCAUAAUGAUGGAAAAGAAUAUACACCCUCUUACAAUAUAGCUCCAACUGAUAUUACCCCUGUAUUAAUUUCAAAUUAUCGAGUAAAUUCUGCAGAUAGAUCAAGAAGAGCACUCAAACCAAUGAUGUGGGGCAUCAUACCUCCAUGGCAUAAAGGCGACUAUAGACAUCAUGGGCUUAGUACAAAUAAUUGUCGCAUUGAAAAUAUUAAAAGCUCAAAAUUAUACAGUCCAAUAUUAGCAAAUGGAGGUAGAUGUAUAAUUAUUGCAGAAGGCUUUUAUGAAUGGCAAACAACAAUUAAAACUAUAAUAAAGCAACCAUAUUUUAUAUAUGCACCACAGGAUGAAAACAUAAAGAUUGAUGAUCCCAAUACCUGGACCAAUGAGUUUGACGAGAUAGAAGGUUGGAAAGGUGUAAAAUUAUUGUAUAUGGCUGGGCUGUACCAUGCAUGGCAAAAUGAGGGGACAAUAAUUUACUCUUAUUCCAUUAUUACUAUGGAUUCAAACAAUACAAUGGAUUGGCUUCAUCAUAGGAUGCCUGCUAUUUUAAACAACCAGGAACAAAUUGAAGCAUGGCUUGACACUGAGAAUGUAAAUGGAGACAUGGCUCUGACAUAUCUGAAGCCAGUUAAAUUACUGUCCUGGCAUCGAGUAUCAAUCGAGGUCAACAAUUCCAAAAACAAAUCUACAAGUUGUAACAAAAGGAUCACUGAAAAUAAACAGAAACAAAAGACUUUAACUUCAUUUUUUGUUAAAUCUGAAAAACGUAAAGAAGUUGCUGAAAAUACUCAGGAUAUUAAAAAAAUAAAAAAA
Messenger RNA from Brenthis ino (lesser marbled fritillary), 921 nucleotides. NCBI's taxonomy places the organism in Eukaryota, Metazoa, Arthropoda, Insecta, Lepidoptera, Nymphalidae. The record is from the annotation of a GenBank genome assembly.